AUUGGCUUGGUAUGACUGAUUUGUUAUCGGAACUUUCAAAUGUCUUAGUUCGUAGCGUCUUCCUAUGUUGAAACAAAACACCGGUGUAAACUGCUUACUUAACGAGUACAGUAGGCGAGGAAGCCAAGAAAGGUUGUUCUAAUCGUGCCGUAAACAUGCUUGGCCCAGCACUAAAUCUCCUGAGAGCUUCAUUGUUGGAACCACGGGCUAAAAGGAGCUGCACAAGAAAUGCUGCUAACAUGUUUUACCCAAUGACUACUGUACAAUAUGCAUUUAUGCAUUCAAUAAAUGCACCUUCCCUUUUGCAUCCUCCUUCAGGAGUUGUCACUCAGAUCCGCUGCAAAGUAAGAAAUAAUUUCCCACGGCCCAAAGAAACUAAAAGAAUCAAAAUACAUGGUUGGAGGACACGCAUGUCUACAUUGGAAGGACGUAAGAUUCUAAUGAGGAGAAUUCUGAAGGGAAAACAUGUUCUCUCACAUUAGUUACAAAAUUUACAUAAAGCAGAAACUGUGUUCAGCUAUGUUAGUUCACAUUGGAUGAAAGACUUGUAAGACAUUAUUGAUGUGAUUCUUAUGUGUAUUAAGCACAUGAAUCUAAUGCUAAAACAGUAGCAUUCUACAGUUAAAUAAUAAAUUUUUGCUGUUAUAUUGUAAAAUUUAUUUUGCUUGUACAAAAAUAAAUAACUGCUAUGCCAUGGUU
This is a messenger RNA of Schistocerca gregaria, 699 nucleotides long. RefSeq lists its product as uncharacterized. Lineage: Eukaryota; Metazoa; Arthropoda; Insecta; Orthoptera; Acrididae. Gene Ontology annotation, molecular function: structural constituent of ribosome. Gene Ontology annotation, biological process: translation. Bases 156 to 482 code for a protein of 108 amino acids. The transcript has 3 exons. The record is from RefSeq and is a predicted model, not a curated record. Gene Ontology annotation, cellular component: ribosome; mitochondrial large ribosomal subunit.